Amoebophrya sp. A25 is the source of this 668-nucleotide messenger RNA. The record is from the annotation of a GenBank genome assembly. Lineage: Eukaryota; Dinophyceae; Syndiniales; Amoebophryaceae.
AUGUCCGAAGUUGUCGAGUUCAAAGUCGGCAUGACGUGCGAAGGAUGCUCGGUACAACAGCUACGAUAUCUUUAUGAUUCAUCUCAUCAAUCACAAACACAAGAAACUUUGCUUCUUCGUCUUUACUUCUACAUUUUUAUCUCAAGAAGGAAGAAAAAUAGUUUUCGGAGAUUCGAAACAGAAACUCUUCUACCACUUGAUAUUCCAUCUUUUCGGAGAUUCGAAACUCUUCUACCUCUUAGUCCAUCCUGUUGUUAAUGUUAACUUAAUUCCUCAGGGGGCGGUAACGCGAAUAUUGACAAAAAUAGAUGGCGUCAGUAAGGUGGAUUGCGACAUUGAGAAGAAGGAAGUUCUCGUCACUGGCAGCAACCUUGACGCCUCCAUGAUGCUCGAAAAACUGCAGAAAUGGGGAACAGCGGCAGAGAAAUCUGUAGAACUGGUUGGGAAGAAAUAGGUCAACAUGACAGGCAUUGUUGUAUGUCGAAGUGGAAUGCAAGAUCAUCAUCUUAACUUGCCGUGUGUGGGACUGGGUGUAGAUGAUCGGAAACGCUAAGAAUGUGAUGAGUGUUGUUUGAUGUUGAAAAUAUCGCUAAGGAUCAUGAUCGCGCUUCAUAUCGAAGACUCGCACGUGAUGUUGCGAGGGCAAUACGGUAAACGUCAAGCGUUAU